AUGGCGGCAAUGAAGCUUGUUGGGUUCAUCUUGGCCUUGUCCUUGGCUGUCCUAGUUCCGAGCCUCGAGGCUCAUAUCAAGGAGUUCGACGAGUACUGGCAGAAGCGCGCGGAGGAGGCCAGCCAGGCUGCUCUCGAGGCGUUUAACCCCGAACCCGAAAACGUCACAGCCCAGUUCAAUGCGAACGUUAACAAGGUCUUAGAUGGAAACAACAGCACAAGGAGGCAAUUGCACAUGCACAAGUACUCCGGCCCGUGCCUCGCUACGAACCCGAUCGACCGGUGCUGGCGGUGCAGGAAGAACUGGGCGAAGGACCGGAAGAGGCUGGCCAAGUGCGUGCUCGGAUUCGGCCGCAAGACCACUGGAGGCUUGAAGGGUAAGUACUACGUCGUCUACGAUUGCUCGGACAACGACGUGGUCAACCCAAAGCCUGGGACGCUCCGCCACGCCGUGAUCCAGAAGCGGCCUCUGUGGAUCAUCUUCGCACGCAGCAUGGUCAUCAGGCUGAACCAGGAGCUGAUGGUGGCGAGCCACAAGACAAUAGAUGGCCGGGGCGCGAAUGUGCACAUCGCCUUCGGUGCCGGCAUCACGAUCCAGUUCGUCAGGAACGUGAUCAUCCACAAUAUCCGCAUCCACGACAUCGUCACGAGGCCCGGGGGCAUCAUCAGGGACGCGGUUGACCAUGUGGGGAUCAGGACAAUGAGUGACGGCGAUGGCAUCUCCAUCUUCGGCUCGACCAACAUCUGGAUCGAUCACGUGUCCAUGAAAAGAUGCCAGGACGGGCUCAUCGACGCCAUUGAGGGCUCCACUGCCAUCACUAUCUCGAACGGCCACUACACCCACCAUAACGACGUGAUGCUCUUCGGCGCGAGCGACUUAUAUCCAAGAGACAAGAUUAUGCAGGUGACCGUCGCCUUCAACCACUUUGGCAAGGGUCUGAUUCAGCGGAUGCCGAGGUGCCGAUGGGGCUUCUUCCACGUCGUCAACAACGACUACACCCAUUGGCUCAUGUACGCCAUCGGGGGCAGCUCGCAGCCCACCAUCAUCUCCCAGGGCAACCGCUUCAUCGCACCGCCCAACUUGGCGGCUAAGGAGGUGACCAAGAGGGACUACGCAACGCCGGACGUGUGGCGCAGCUGGACAUGGAGAUCACAGGGCGAUCUGUUGAUAAAUGGGGCCUUCUUCGUGCAGUCAGGGCAGCCACUGAGGAAGAAGUACGGGAGGAAGGACAUGAUCAAGGCGAAGCCCGGGACGUUCGUGAGACGGCUCACGCGCUUCUCAGGCACUCUCAAUUGCAAGCCUAAGAAAAGGUGCUAACUUAGACAUUCAGGAAGACGUCACUAUACGAACUGAGUGUUUUGGUGUUAAGGGGGGGAUAAAAGCAGAAUGAGAUGAGAGGGAAGGACCAUUUCAAUUCAAAUGUCGACGAA
Molecule: messenger RNA, 1430 nt
Organism: Eucalyptus grandis
Lineage: Eukaryota; Viridiplantae; Streptophyta; Magnoliopsida; Myrtales; Myrtaceae
Product: pectate lyase
Exons: 4
Coding region: 1-1317 (438 amino acids)
Molecular function (GO): pectate lyase activity
Source: RefSeq, a predicted model, not a curated record